Messenger RNA from Colossoma macropomum (tambaqui), 2799 nucleotides. RefSeq names its product WD repeat domain 32 (gene wdr32). Gene Ontology annotation, molecular function: protein binding. The record is from RefSeq and is a predicted model, not a curated record. The coding region runs from base 1 to 1518 and encodes 505 amino acids. NCBI's taxonomy places the organism in Eukaryota, Metazoa, Chordata, Actinopteri, Characiformes, Serrasalmidae. The transcript has 7 exons. Gene Ontology annotation, cellular component: Cul4-RING E3 ubiquitin ligase complex.
AUGAGCUCGGGCCAGCCGAGCGACAGCAGCGAGCCGGAGGAGCCGCGGGGCACCGGCGUCCGUCACCUGAACGAGCUGUUCCGAGAGGAUGAGAGCGACGAGGAGGAGGAAGAAGAAGAGAGCGGCUCCAGGCCGCCCUCUCCUCCCAAGGAGAGCAGCGGGGGCCCUAGGCUGGAGUCUGCGGGAGACGGCGCGCGGAGCUCGGGGUGCAGGAGCUCGGGGCUCUGCGACUCCCUCUUCUCGUGGCUGUGGAAGCGGACUGUCCGCAGAGGGCCGCUCGUAGACCCUGCCCGCGAUAACUUCCGCACCAUGACCCGACUCUAUUCGUCCAUGAGCCCCGCCACGGACUCGGUGAACCUGAGCACGCAGACCCACGGGGCCGUGUUUAAUCUGGAGUACUCGCCGGACGGGUCGGUGCUGACUGUAGCCUGCGAGCAGACGGAGGUGCUGCUGUUCGAUCCCGUUUCAUCCAGACAUAUCAAAACGUUGGUGGAGGCGCAUGAGGACUGUGUGAACAACAUCAGGUUUCUGGAUAACCGGUUAUUUGCCACUUGCUCUGAUGACACCACCAUUGCAUUGUGGGACUUGAGAAAGUUGAACUCAAAAGUGUGUUCACUGCAUGGCCAUGCUAGCUGGGUGAAGAAUAUAGAGUAUGAUACACACACUCGCCUGCUUGUAACGUCUGGCUUUGAUGGAAAUGUCAUCACCUGGGACACCAACAGGUUCACAGAGGACGGCUGCCCCCAUAAGAAAUUCUUUCACACGCGGUAUCUGAUGCGGAUGCGUCUUACUCCAGACUGCAGUAAGAUGCUCAUCUCCACUUCCUCUGGUUACCUGCUCAUCUUGCAUGACCUUGACCUCACCCAGAGUCUAGAGGUCGGCAGCUACCGUAUUCUACGGGCCCGACGCGCCCCUCUUAGCACAGAAGGUUCCUCAACAGGCUCCAGGACAGCAGGCUCUCGUCACGGCAAUGACAGCAAAUCUCAUCCACACAGAGAAGGUUUAUCUCCCAGAAACAGUCUGGAGGUUUUGACCCCAGAGAUUCCAGGUGAGAGGGACCGAGGGAACUGCAUCACCUCUCUGCAGCUGCACCCCAAAGGUUGGGCCACCCUGCUGCGUUGUUCCAGCAACAUGGACGACCAAGAGUGGACUUGUGUGUACGAGUUCCAGGAGGGAGCCCCUCCACGGCCGCCUGUCUCCCCGCGCUGCUCUCUGAGGCUCACGCACUACAUAGAGGAGGCCAAUGUGGGUCGUGGAUACAUCAAGGAGCUGUGUUUCAGCCCGGACGGACGGCUCAUCUGCUCGCCAUACGGUUAUGGCGUGCGCCUGCUGGCCUUUGAUGAGCGCUGUGCAGAGCUGGCGGACUGCAUGCCCGUGCGUACAGCGCUCCUGCGCGAGGUGCGCUCCAUCUACUCCCACAGCGAUGUGGUGCUCACCUCCAAGUUCUCUCCCACACACUGUCAGCUGGCCUCAGGCUGCCUGAGUGGACGUGUAGCACUCUACCAACCCCACUUUUAGCACACACACAAACAAGGACUCGUCUGGACUCUUGAAAAAUCUUCUGGCAGAUGGUGAGGAGAAACAUACAGCCCUUAAAGGGAGUGUGUGUUUUCUGGGUUCACAGUGUCAGGGUUUGAAUGUGGGUUUGUAUAAAAGAAUUGGAUGUUUUUAGAGGAUUUCAUUUUGUGUGUUAGACAAUGUAAUCUUUCAAAUUUAUGAACAUGUGUGCAGUAAUGAGAGAAAUAGCCAUUAAUCUUUUCUCACAGCACGUGUCCCUGAUUGGAGUUGCAUGCGGAGCAUCACAGCUGAGCUCAAGGUGCUAGUAGGAUGGCAGUUACGUUUUGUAGUCUCCAUGCCUUUUGCUAAGCAUAUGACCUCGCCUCCAGUCUUGGAGCCCGGCCUGCAUGUCAAGUGCUGACCUCCCUACUACAGCAGCUGGCAGCUUAAGCCAAUCAGUUCUCUUUGUAUAAAGUAGCACUGAAUGUAAGCAGUGCAACUGUUAAUGUUGUAAUGGAUGGAGUUUUCUGCAUUUUGCCAAAUUUUUUUAGCAGCACCAUAUUCAUCCUUGAGUUCUAAUAAGAGCUGCUGUUUCUCUGUGUUUCUUACUAACUUGUCUUUUUAUGUUUUGAUGGGCACCUUGCCACCUGUGACACUAAUGAAGUCAUGUUUUUGGGGUCUCAUUUGUAGAUAGUUUAAGCAGAACGCUUGUGUGCAUGUGUGCCUAAGUAUGCGUUCAAGUAUGCGUGUCUUUUAUUAGAUAAGCUAACUGCCGAUAAAUGAUUCUUGGUUGAGUGAGCAUUGGUGAGGUUCUCCUCUCUUCCUCUCUCACUCUCACACAAACACCAAACUCCUAGACUUUACAGGGACAAUCAACAUUAUUGCCUAAAUCUGAAAUUCAGUUUUUCUUACUCUCAAAACAUACAUAUGCACACUGACUGAAGACAGUUCAGAAGCACAGACAUUGUGUUCUGAGAGCUGCAAACAUAGAGGACUUUGGGAGAUUGAGCUUUUGAUGCAGCCGUGUUAAUGUUAGAUGAGCAUUUAACACUGUUGGGGAUCUUUUUAAUGUAGCCUUCAGGAGGAAAGACUGGCCAGUUCUCUGACUGGCAAUGUUUGGAGCCCUCUCACGUUAUUCAGCGCAUGAAACAUCUGGAAAGAAGAAAUCGAGGAAAAGGGCCACAGAGGGAGAGAAAUUCCUCUGUUGUUCACUCACUCAAUCACAAAAUGAUUCAUGCUAGCACUAAAAUACUACUAAGAUGCAGAGGUACAAAAAAAAUAAAGGUUUUUUUUUUCACUUGG